Molecule: messenger RNA, 1281 nt
Organism: Sphenostylis stenocarpa
Lineage: Eukaryota; Viridiplantae; Streptophyta; Magnoliopsida; Fabales; Fabaceae
Source: the annotation of a GenBank genome assembly
AUGACGUCACACUCUCACUACCAACCCGACCUAGACAACGACUCCGUCACCUCCUCCCCUCGCUCCGACCAUUUCCACGAUGCGCCGCCGCGCGUCCGCUUCAUGUGCAGCUUUGGCGGCAAGAUCCUCCCCCGCCCCCACGAUAACCAGCUCCGCUACGUCGGCGGCGACACUCGAAUCGUCGCCGUGCACCGCUCCAUCUCCUUCUCUGCCCUCAUUCUCAAACUCUCCAAACUCUCAGGCAUGAGCAACAUUACGGCGAAGUACCAGCUCCCGAACGAGGAUCUGGACGCGUUGAUCUCGGUGACGACGGACGAAGACGUGGAGAACAUGAUGGAUGAGUACGACCGCGUCGCACAGAAUCAGAACCCGCGAUCGGCGCGGCUUCGGCUCUUCCUCUUUCCCGAAGGGGAAGACUCUCGAGCCAGCAGCAUCAGCUCGCUCUUGAACGGCUCAGCCAAACGCGAGAACUGGUUCCUCGACGCGCUAAACGGCGGCGUUUCGGGUCUCGAGCGUGGCCGCUCUGAAGCCUCCUCCAUGGUCUCGGAAGUACCCGAUUACCUCUUCGGAUUGGACAACUCUGACGAAACACACCAGCGCGACCCUCGACCCAAGGACCGACCCGUUCUCCAAGACAGCGUUUCCGUUUCGGAUCCGGGUUCUCCCGCCCCGGUUGUUUCCUCCCCGUAUUGUUCCACUUCUUCAGCGCCCUGCGUGCCUUCUCUCCCGAACCUUCCCCCAGUAAAAACUAAACUUUCAAACCCGGUUCCUGAUUCGGAUUCGAAGGAAAAUCAAGUCGAACCUGAAACGGAAGCUCAACCGAACCUUAACCAAAACCCGUACCCGGGUAACCCUGUAGUUCACUACCCCCCAGAAGCUUCUUAUCCCGCCCAUUCAGUAAACCCGGUUCCUGUUUUCUACGUUUCCGGUCCGGUUCAACCGGGAACUGUACCGGUUCCUAUGCAGCAGACUCCUUAUCCCUACGUUCAACAACCAUACCAUGCAGUGAUGCCGUCUCAGGUUCCCAUCGGAUACCAUCAUUUGGUUCCGAGUUCGGGUCAAGUAUACGGUGCAGGCGUGAGGCACAUGGCUCCAAUGCAACCUUACAAUCCUUCCGCCGCUGUGGUUCACGACGGGUUGAAACAGCAUAUGUAUCAUGCCGUUCAGAAUUCCGGUCCGGUUCCGGUUCACCCGUUGAUGCCAAUGACUGGUGCGGAUGAACCGCAGAGAGGUGGAGCGGAGUAUGUGGUGGGUCGGGGCCCCAAUUCGCUGAAUAACUGA